Messenger RNA from Coprinopsis cinerea okayama7#130, 1716 nucleotides. RefSeq lists its product as hypothetical. The coding region runs from base 1 to 1095 and encodes 364 amino acids. The record is from RefSeq and is a predicted model, not a curated record. Gene Ontology annotation, biological process: adenylate cyclase-activating G protein-coupled receptor signaling pathway. The transcript has 12 exons. NCBI's taxonomy places the organism in Eukaryota, Fungi, Basidiomycota, Agaricomycetes, Agaricales, Psathyrellaceae. Gene Ontology annotation, cellular component: heterotrimeric G-protein complex. Gene Ontology annotation, molecular function: GTPase activity; G protein-coupled receptor binding; G-protein beta/gamma-subunit complex binding.
AUGCUCAAGUCCAGAGAAAAGCUGGCCGCGGUUGUGACAUUGACCCCUAACCCUUUCCUGUCCAAGGGUUGGUCAGGAGCCAAUCCGAACGAAACGGAAGAAGAAGCACAGAUGCGAAUUAAGCACAUGCAAGAAGCACACAAGAAGUCCAAAGAAAUCGACAGCUCGUUGCAAGAAGCGCGCAAGGCGAUGGAAAAGAGAAGAAAGGGUGUUAAAAUCCUCUUGCUGGGGACUGAAUGGAAGGUCCAGCUCUCUCGAAGACAGCGCCCACAAGGACCUCCAGGGGGCUAUGAACCACGAGGCGGUCCACCUGGACGUCGACGCUCGCAAUCCCACAUCAACAACGAGAACGACCCUACCAACGUUCUUUGCGCCUCGAGAGACGAGAUUAUUGACCUAUGGACCGAUCCGAUAGUGCAGGAAGUUCUGAGGAAACGAGGGGUGUAUCUUGAACAGAUGCCCGGGUUCUUCAUGAAUGACAUCGCUCGUAUCGCAGUGCCUGGUUAUCUUCCCAGCGACUCGGACAUAAUCCGAGCCCGGAUACGAACUGUAGGGGUUGAAGAACACCAUUUCGUCGUUGAGAAAGGACCCGAUAUGAACUCAGACGUGUAUAUUACUGACGUGGGUGGAAGCAGGAGCCAGCGUGCAUCCUGGAUCCCUUAUUUUGAAGACGUGCAAGCCAUUCUAUUCCUGGCACCGCUCGCAUUCAACCAAACUCUUCAAGAGGCUGUCAAAGUCAAUCGUUUAGAAGAUAGUCUGCAUCUUUGGCGCGAUAUCUGCCAAAGCAAACUUCUGGCGAAAGCUAACCUAAUUUUAUUCUUCAACAAAAUGGACGUGUUGAAAGCAACACUGGCAGCUGGUGUGCUCGUCAGGAAAUACGUUCCAAGUUACGGAGAUUUACCUAACGACGCUCCGACCGUGACGAAGUACUUCAGGGAACGCUUCAAGAUCAUACAUAAGCGCUUUUCACCUCAAGCUCGACCAUUUAUGUCUUACGAGACGUCAGCGAUUGACAUCCACUCAAUGGAAGUUCUCCUCACCGGUGUGCGAGAAGCUAUUCUCCGGCAACAUCUACGGGAAGGCGAUAUGAUCUGAGGCCGCAACCCGACACAUUGAGAUCUGGAUGCCGUCUGCACCCAUGGCAGUAUCCGACUUCCACUUCACUGUGUACGCGACGAUUAGCUCCUUUCAAUACGCUUUCCACUCUUCCUCGACUCCUCACACCCUCAACUUUCGAUCCACCGACAUGGAAGAGCAUCCCCAUCAUGUUUCUCACCAAGCAACGUUAUCAUCCCGACCAAUCAUAACCCGCAAUCCCACCACACUACGCCACAAACCCUGAUACUUUUAAUGCUAUAAUUCACUCCAAGUAUCUGAUAUCGAUCGCUAUAAUCUUCUGAUGUUUCCAUGCGCCAUAGUGGAGGUGGACGACGCAGAUGGUUACUUGCUACACCGGUUUAAUCUGCCUUCGGCUGCCCUAUCCAAUCUCUCCCGCCUAUCGCGGCAUAUCGCCAGGCUUUCUCAAUGUCAUCUCACCUCGAGGGCAUGAUCGCCCAUCUGCCGAAUUUCUCGUCUACUCGAUCUCUGGAUCAGGUUUAGGCCCAUGUGUUUUCAGCUCUUCCUCGUCCUGUCUUGUAUUCGACCUGUUGUAACAUAGUCUUUUCCAGAUCCUUUCCUUUACAUACAUAUUAGUACUUUGUAUAAUAGCAAAUUUUC